UUCUCAUUCUCUCCAUUCAUUAGUCCAAUUCUUAUCCUUUGACUUUGACUCUGCUAUUGCUCGCAUUCCAGUUGUUUUAUCUUCUAUUUCCGCACAUUCCUUGUAACCUAUCAUGAUAGACAUCUCUCCCACAGAAAAUGUUUUCACAUGUAGUGCAUCUUUUAAAGACCCCAGCACACUAUAUCCUACGACCCUCGAACUCUCCUCACACCAAUUACUUUGGUCCGCACGACAUCCAACUAAAGAUAACCAUACUAUUCAAGUUCCUUACUGUUGCAUCUAUGGAUAUGAGGCUCCAACGCCUGCUGGACUAGAUGUGAAUCAUCAGGAUUUAAAAGACAUUGUCCAAAAUACCUGUCGAGACCGGAUGAUCAAAGUCCAUUUUGUCGAAUUCCUCUUCUCAGACUUGAAGGCCGUCUCAUCUCCACAGUGCACAACAGCAUAUUUCUUGUUUGAACGACGGGCGGAUGUGCAACGAUUCCUCAAUUUGGCACACCAAUUAGGAGUUUUUCCACGACCGCGGCGGAUAUUGGCCCUCGUCAAUCCAAACGGCGGAGUCGGUAAAGCAAAGACUAUCAACGAUACUGUCGUCCAACCAAUGUUGGAGCAUUCUGGACUUGAUGUUAAAGUACAAUACACAGAAUACAGCAAACAUGGAAUCGAUGUUGCUCACAAGAUUGAUUUGAAGGAGGUAGACACGUUGGCUGUUGUGUCCGGUGACGGAUUACUUCAUGAAAUUGUCAAUGGGCUCUUGUCGCGUUCGGACUGGGAUCAUGCUCGGCGACUACCAAUUGCUAUCAUUCCAGCAGGAUCAGGCAAUGCGACUGCUACCUCAAUAGGAAUACGUAGCCCAAUAGUCGCGACACUGGCACUAAUUCGAGGCGACACAGUCAAGCUGGAUAUCUUUUCAUUAUCACAGCUGGACCGUCCUAGAAUUUACUCCAUGCUAAUGUUCAGUUGGGGCAUGAUGGCUGAUGCUGACAUUGAGUCUGACAUAUAUCGAUGGUUAGGUCCUUUGAGGUUCGAAAUUGCAGGCUUCAUACGCCUGAUACGCCUUCGACGAUAUCCUGGGAAAGUCUAUUUCCUCCCACCACAUCACAAAGCAAAGCCUAGCCCUGCCUCAACCCUCGAUUCUUCUCGUAACAGUAGUCAUAAGCAGGAUGCUCCUGUUGUUCAAUAUGGACAUUUACUCAAAGACAUUCAUCAUAAGCCCCCAGAGCCCUGGAGCCUGCUCCCCAAUAUGCCAUUUUACACUAUGCUCCUGCUGCUUAAUUUCCCCUCAGCUGGAGAAACCAUCUAUUUCACUGACUCGAUUCGAUUCAACGAUGGUGUGAUGAAGCUAUGGUAUUCCUGCGAAACACGCUUCUGGAAAAUUAUAUUACCAUUUGUACUAGACCUGACAAACGGAAAAUUAGUAGAACGGGACUUGAUGCAAAACAAGGAUUGCGGUGGUCUAUUAAUCAUUCCUGGUGUAGAGGGUAAACCUAACGAUAAGACGACGCAUGAAGUGGUGGAUCAUGAGCAAGUGCGGUCCGAGUCAGCAAAGAAACUGGGUAUCUAUCAAAAGCCAGGGAUAUUUGAUGUUGAUGGCGAGGUCAUGCCAACAGCACGGACAUUAAUUGAGGUUCUGCCGAGCUUUAUGGAUAUUACAAUUCCUGAAUGGUUUUAUCAUGAAAAGGAUGUAGACCGGGAAAGAACUGCAUUAGCAAAGUUGAAGACUGAGCUGAUCAAAGAAGCCAGCAAGCGACAGCACCCGCAGCAAAGAACAGAUGGCCAUAACCAAGUCCGUGAGGUUUUUUUAGUGCUAUUCACCUUGGUCACUGUUGUAACAGCCUAUGCUUUGUUCUUUAAUGAGGAGCAUCGAGCCCGGGAACGGAUGGCGCAACAAAUAUAGAAAAUAUU
Messenger RNA from Lobosporangium transversale, 1902 nucleotides. RefSeq names its product ATP-NAD kinase-like domain-containing protein. Bases 113 to 1894 code for a protein of 593 amino acids. Gene Ontology annotation, cellular component: intracellular membrane-bounded organelle; membrane; cytoplasm. NCBI's taxonomy places the organism in Eukaryota, Fungi, Mortierellomycota, Mortierellomycetes, Mortierellales, Mortierellaceae. The transcript has 6 exons. Gene Ontology annotation, molecular function: kinase activity. The record is from RefSeq and is a predicted model, not a curated record. Gene Ontology annotation, biological process: sphingosine biosynthetic process.